Oncorhynchus keta (chum salmon) is the source of this 4900-nucleotide messenger RNA. RefSeq names its product protocadherin-10-like. Gene Ontology annotation, cellular component: plasma membrane. Lineage: Eukaryota; Metazoa; Chordata; Actinopteri; Salmoniformes; Salmonidae. The transcript is spliced from 5 exons. The record is from RefSeq and is a predicted model, not a curated record. Gene Ontology annotation, biological process: homophilic cell-cell adhesion. The coding region runs from base 515 to 3571 and encodes 1018 amino acids. Gene Ontology annotation, molecular function: calcium ion binding.
AAGCGAAUAGUUGAGUGAACAGCAUUCAGUUGUCGGAGAGGAGACCGCAGCAGUGUGUGCGCUAUAGGGAGCAGAUAUCACUGAGAGAGAGAAAGUCAGUGACUGUUUGAGAAUAGGCAUAAUUAGAAAAAGCUCAUGACAAAAUCCAUCGAUUACGUGCAUGGUACGGAUUAUGAUGUUUUAAACUUGAUAUAUGCAUUUAGAGGAAUCUCCUCAUCACUUAAAUAGCACUCCACAUCAUUGGAAUGUGCACUGCUGCCAUAAACGGACGCGUCUGAAGUAGCCCAGAGCUUGUUGAUUUGGCAGUGAAGACAGGCUUUUGGGUGUAAUCAGACCUGCAUUAACCAUCACAAACAAGAUGGUCCACGGUAGACGGGACUACUAAAAUACACAUUUUUUUCUCCCAAAAGCCUUAUACAUUUUGGGGACUUUCCUUGGACUAAUGGUAAUGGGAAUUGACGCGUUAAAUAAAAAAGGAUAAGAUUUUUUUCCAAAGUACACUUGUUCUUUGGCGAUGAUUGUGCUAUUCCUUCUUCUGUGUAUUACGAAUGGAGUGGUCUCGCAGAUACGCUACUCUGUGCCGGAGGAGGCGGAUCACGGCACCUUCGUGGGGAAUAUCGCCGAGGACCUUGGACUGGACAUGACCAAAAUCGCCUCGCGGCGCUUCCAGGUGGUGCCUAGCUCGCGGACGCCGUACCUGGAAGUGAACAUGGAGAACGGGAUUCUGUUCGUCAACGAAAGAAUAGACCGGGAGCAGAUCUGUAAGCAGAGUGCCAGCUGCCUAUUACACCUUGAAGUGUUUCUGGAGAACCCACUCGAGCUGUUCCGCGUGGAGAUAGAGGUCGUGGAUAUAAAUGACAAUCCGCCCAGCUUCCCCGAGACCGACAUCACCGUGGAGAUUUCAGAGAGCGCUACCCCCGGUACCCGGUUCCCUCUUGAGAGUGCAUUCGAUCCGGACGUGGGCUCCAAUGCGCUGCGCACGUACGACAUCACCACCAAUAACUACUUCUACCUGGAUGUGCAGACGCAGACCGACGGGAACAAAUUCGCAGAGCUGGUGCUGGAGAAGCCGCUGGACAGGGAGCAGCAGGCGGCCCACAGGUACGUGCUAACUGCGGUGGACGGGGGGCAGCCUCCACGGACAGGCACUGCUCUGCUGGUGGUCAAAGUGCUGGAUUCUAACGACAACGUGCCCGUGUUUGACCAGCCGGUGUAUUCGGUGAGCCUUCAGGAGAACGCACCGGUGGGGACCCUCGUUAUCCAACUGAACGCCACCGACUUGGACGAGGGGCAGAACGGGGAGAUAGUGUAUUCAUUCAGCAACCACAUAUCCAGCCGCGUCAAGGAUCUGUUCGCCAUAGAUGCGCGCACUGGACGCAUCGAGGUGUGCGGUGAGGUGGAUUUUGAGGAGAGCAGUUUAUAUCAAAUAUUCGUUCAGGCGAAAGAUCUUGGACCCAAUGCCGUGGCUGCACACUGUAAAGUCCUGGUGAAAGUGACAGACGUAAAUGACAAUGCUCCUGAGAUCACCUUUAGCACCGUGACUGAGUCGGUGAGCGAGAGGGCAGCCCCAGGAACCGUUAUAGCCCUGCUGAGCGUGACGGACAAAGAUGCCGAGGAAAACGGAAAGAUUCAUGUGGAAAUCCUCGGCGAUGUCCCGUUCAAACUCAAACCCUCCUUCAGGAACUAUUUCACCAUUGUAACAGACGGACCUCUAAAUAGGGAGAAUGCCGACUCUUAUUCAGUGACUGUAGUUGCCAAGGAUACAGGGACCCCUUCCCUCGCAACCAGUAAAUCAAUCAAAGUGCAAGUCUCGGAUGAAAAUGACAAUGCGCCAACGUUUACGCAGCCCAUAUAUGAUGUGUAUGUGACUGAAAACAAUGUGCCAGGUGCUUAUAUCCACGCUGUGACCGCUCUGGACCCAGACGUUGGACAGAACGCUCUCAUUAGUUACUCCAUAAUGGAUUGUGAUAUUCAGGGUAUGUCUGUCAAAACAUAUGUGUCAAUCAAUGAGGAAACGGGCUACCUUUACGCACUCAGAUCAUUCGAUUACGAGCAGCUUAAAGACUUCACUUUCAUGGUUAAGGCGAAAGAUGCAGGUAGCCCCGAGCUCUCCUCGAACGCCACGGUCAAAGUGAUCAUCGUAGACCAGAAUGACAACCCUCCCUCAGUCAUUGCUCCUCUGGGUAAAAAUGGCACUGCGAGAGAGCCGCUGCCCCGCUCCGCAGAGCCUGGCUACCUGGUGACCCGUAUCGUCGCCAUGGACGCAGAUGACGGCGAGAACGCACGGCUCUCCUACAGCAUCCAGAGGGGGAACGAGAACGGCAUGUUCCGUAUGGACUGGAGGACAGGAGAGCUGCGCACUGCCCGGCGCGUCUCAACCAAGCGGGACCCUAACCAGAUGUAUGACCUGUUGAUAGAGGUGAGGGACCACGGCCAGCCACCCCUCUCCUCCACCGCCAGUGUGUUCGUGGUGCUGGUGGACAGCGUGGUGGAGGACCACCGGGAGAGGGGCACCGCCAAGUCCAAGGAGACCACUCUGGACCUCACCCUCAUCCUCAUCAUCGCCCUGGGUUCUGUCUCCUUCAUCUUCCUGCUGGCUAUGAUCGUGCUGGCGGUGCGCUGCCAGAAGGACAAAAAGCUAAAUAUCUACACGUGCCUCACCAGUGAUUGUUGCCUCGGGUGCGCAACAUGCUGCAGCAGGCAUGCGCGAGCCCGCAAGAAAAAGCUCAGCAAGUCUGAUAUCAUGCUGGUGCAGAGCGCCAACGUCACCGGGGCCGGUACAGCCCAGGUGCCAGUGGAAGAGUCCGGGAGCUUCGGCUCUCACCACCAAAACCAGAACUAUUGCUACCAGGUAUGUCUGACUCCGGAGUCUGCCAAAACCGACCUCAUGUUCCUAAAGCCGUGUAGCCCAUCUAGGAGCACAGACACCGAACACAACCCGUGCGGGGCCAUAGUGACAGGGUACACUGACCAGCAACCUGACAUCAUAUCAAACGGCAGCAUUUUAUCAAGCGAGACCAAACAUCAGCGAGCGGAACUCAGUUACCUGGUGGAUAGACCUCGGCGUGUGAACAGUUCGGCUUUCCAAGAAGCGGAUCUCGUUAGCUCGAAAGACAGUGGUCACGGUGACAGCGAACAGGGCGACAGUGACCAUGACGCCACCAAUCGAGGUCACUCUACCGGCGCUGAUCUCUUCUCUAACUGCACAGAGGAGUGCAAGGCUCUGGGCCACUCCGACCGCUGCUGGAUGCCCUCCGACGGGCGCCAGGCGGCAGACUACCGCAGCAACCUGCACGUGCCAGGCAUGGACUCCGUGCCCGACACUGAGGUAUUUGAAAGCCAAGAGCAAACGGGCGAUAAGUCAUUCUCCACCUUUGGCAAAGAGACGCCCCUCAGCCACCUCUACCAAAACCACUACCAAAACCACCACAAAAACCACCUCCACCUCAGCCACCACCAUGCCACCCACGCCAACCAAGCCGCAGUAGAGAGGAAAGAGUUUGAGGCGCUUCUGUCUAGCACGCGAGCGCCUUACAAACCUGCCUAUUUGACGAGGAAAAGGGUUCGCUAGCUCCUUUCGCGUGGACAUACCAGAGACCGCAUGACUUUGCGCAAUCAGUCAAAACGACAAAAACUAAAUAGAGCAUCAAGUUCCAUUUCCUUAGCUGUACCACGUCUGACUGACAUUCCUCCUACGGAACACGGAACUCUGUGGACAACAUUCCCUCCGGAAUUCUAUUGGAACACUGGCGGCCUUGGAUAUUACUAUCUAUGGGACUCUGGAGGGGUUGGAAGUGGUGGGGACGGACAGAGAGACACGGUUGGGAGACGGACAGGCAGACAGCUCUACACGAGGACCCCACCGCUCUCAGCAGGACUGAGACAGAGUUGAAAACAGAACUAAUAGAGGGGGAGGAGAAUGAGGGAGGAGGAGGAGGACGAGAACGGAGGACGAGUGGGGAGGACGAGGAUCUCUCCUCUCUGAUCUGUGUGUGCCUGUUUACAGCACUAAUGUACAUCUUUUAAGAAGAAGAGAAAAAGAAAAAACAGAAAAAAAGAACAACAAAAAAAGACAGGAAACGGAACCACGACGUCACUGAGCCCUUUAGAUGUUUAUACUCACAGCAGAAGCCAGUUGUACAGGAGAUCUUUGUGCAUUUUACAUGCAAUGCCACUGUUUUAGACUUGACUGUUUUUCUAUUCAGUUUGUGUGGUCAGGUGUCUUCUCCUCAGAUCUACAGUACUUCAACUUUAUAAGGAAAGAUUGUGAUUAUUAUUAUUUUUUAAAGUUCUGCUUUUGCUUUUUUUCACAACAUAGUGAGUCUGGACAGUGAUGGGCUUCGCUUUUGAAUUCUAAGCUGUUCGGUAGUUUAUAUAAUGUGUGAGAAGUGUUAACUGUACUCUUUUAAAAAGCUUCAACAUGAAUAUAAAUCUAUAUAUAAAUCUAUCAAUAUAUACUUUUUCUGAAGGUAUGCUAUCUAUUCGGUGGGUUUCCUAUUGUGUGUAGACAGAGGUCCAUAAGCUGCUUAAAGUGCUGUAGAAGGCUUGGGAGGAUCUUACAGGUUGGCGGCAUUCUUACCAUGAAAACAGAAUGGCCUUAUCUUUCACGUGAAACCAAGUUUUCAUCCGGUUUGAUUAUUUAAUUUUUUCACAUUUGGAUAUUGAAAGUUGAAAUUCAUGUCUAUAAAUAAAAGUGGUAAUAAUUUAGAUUGAAUUCCAUGGUAAUUCUGUGUUAUUGUAACCAAAAAAGGGUCAAUUAAAAAGAACAAAUCAAAAAGUGGCCAAAUAAUGAAAGGUGUUGUACACAUGCAGUGUAAAAUCUAACAUACACACAUACACACACAGUCUUACACACAAACACACCAUAAUGCCAACAAUAAACCGAAAAAUGAGAAAUGUA